This is a messenger RNA of Pelobates cultripes (western spadefoot toad), 498 nucleotides long. The record is from the annotation of a GenBank genome assembly. NCBI's taxonomy places the organism in Eukaryota, Metazoa, Chordata, Amphibia, Anura, Pelobatidae.
AUGCUCGAUACCCCAAUGAGACAAGUGACCAACCUGACUCAAGCAGUCCAAGAAUUGCAAACACAAGCAAGGACACCUAUGUCUGCUGUAGCUGCCAAUCUAAUGCCCCUUCCAGAAGAUAUGGCUAUGGCACCUGAACAACGGAUCACCAUGCCAGAAAAUUUUCCAGGUGAUCGCUUGAAGUACCGGUCCUUUAUUAUGUCCUGUGAGUUGAUGCUCGAUCUACAACCAUGCACGUACCACUCUGAUUCCAUCAAAGUAUGUACCUUGAUAUCCCUCCUUUCUGGCCCCUCACACGAAUGGGCGCAUGAAUUGCUACGGGAUAAUGAUCCUGUUGUACAACACUGGGACUCCUUUGUGACACUUAUGUCCUCCAUGUAUGAUGAUCCCAACAGGCGGGAUACAUCUCAGACAGCCAUCAGAGCCUUGCGACAAGGACGCAGACCAGUAGAGGAAUAUAUCGCAGAUUUCAAACGCUAUUCCAAAGAUACCAGGUAA